This is a messenger RNA of Debaryomyces tyrocola, 1458 nucleotides long. Lineage: Eukaryota; Fungi; Ascomycota; Pichiomycetes; Serinales; Debaryomycetaceae. The record is from the annotation of a GenBank genome assembly.
AUGGGUAUAAAAAAGAUGUUUAAGAAGAAGGAUCCCACAGAGGGGGAGAUCCGAGACGAAUUAACCCACAUUGGGGUUACUACCAAGUCAGAUAAUAAGACAAGACAAGAGAAGUUUGGGGCAUUUAAGAACUAUGCACAAGAAAGACAAAAUGCUAGACCAGGGUUCCAGCCGGUGAAUCCGUAUGCGAAUGUGAAUGGUGGUAAUGGUAAUGGGAACCCUUAUGCGCAACAAGAAGCUGGUGGUGAUGGUGAUGGUGGGGCAGUAGGUGGUGGUAAUAACAGCUCACCGUAUGACACAACGACGAAUCCUUAUGGAAGUAGGAGUGAAAGAGCAAGUAAUCCGUAUGGAAAUGGGAGUGCGGGUGCAUCUUCGAGAGGCGAGAGGGCUGGAGGUCGAAACACGCUGGCGAAUCCCAAUGGGGGGGCACGGGCACCAGCGAGAGCGAGUGGUUCGAAGCCGAAUCCGUAUGGUGCGUUGGCAGACGAUACAGAGUCGAUAAACACAGCAGUGACAGGAUAUGCGGAUCCGUAUGGCAAUGAGACUGCUCGUGCGUCGAGACAGAGCACCAGACGUCCACGGGCGUACGACGAAGAGUCGUUGGAUUUGAAUGCGAUUCCUUCACACCAGGCGUACACGCCUGGCAAGCCGAUAAAGAGAACGCAGAUGCGCGACGAUGAAACGUUGGAUCUUAAUGAUUUGCCUGAAGAAGAAGACUUGAACCUUGAUGUGGACGAAUUGCCCGAGCAGGAACAGGUGGACUCGGAGGACGAAGAGGUUGAGGCCAUCAAACAGGAUAUCAGAUUCAUCAAGCAGGAAUCGGUUGGUUCGACCAGAAAUACCUUGAGAAUGGCCCAGGAAGCCGAUGCGUCAGCGACUAACACCCUCGGAAUGAUGGGGUCUCAAUCAGAAAGAUUGUACAAUGCCGAGCUGAACUUGUUGUUGGCAGAUACUCAGAGUAAAAUUGCCGAUCAGAAGGUUAAAGACUUGAAGAGAUACAAUAGGUCGAUAUUUGUGCCUGCCUAUGGUAAUCCCUUCAAUAAGAAAUCCAGAUUGCGUCAACAAGAAAUGCAAAUUAAGGCCGAUAAGGCGCAAGAAAAAUACCUUAGAGAUACCAACCGUAAAGAAAUGUAUGCAAGUGAACAAAGAAUCAAACAGGGUAUCAGUCAAAACGCCACCAAUUCCGACGUGCAUCAAAAAUACAGAAGUGAAAGAGAUUUAGAGGCAGCCAAGAGGUACCAAUUCGAAAAUGAUAGUGAGGAUGACGAAAUGGAAAAGGAGUUGGCCAACAAUUUGGACCAGAUUGGAUUGUAUUCCAAGAAAUUACAAAGCUCCGCGAAGACUAUGGGUAAUGAAGUUGAUAGUCAAAAUAAGAGAUUAGGACAGAUUGAAGAAGAUGCCGAUAGAUUAGAUAUUAACGUGCAUAUGAAUAGUGCCAGGUUGAACAACAUUCGAUAA